GCCUCCUGCAAGGAGGGCUCCCAGAAACAUCUCGAGGAAAGGGUAAUAGGCUGCAGGGAGAGAGGCUGCAUCCUUUACAGGGAUCUCAUCGAAGCGACAGUGAUUUAUGAGCGCUUUCUCGAUUGAGCCUCUAAGCCCAUCGCGCAGGAAACAUCACUUGCGUGAUCUGUAAUAGUUUUCAAGGCACAAGGGUUAACGCUUUUCCUUCCAGCCGGCCUACAUGCUAUUCUCCCUCCCACCCCCGUUCCAAAGAAGAUAUAAAUGAGGGGGAAGGAGUCAUCUUCCUUAUAGAACCUGGCCCUGCUCACUGGGUAAAGGAUGGGGCCCCCUCAGCUCCUCUCUCUGGUCCUGUUGAUCCAAAUAGUUCCUUCCCAGCUCACUGAAGGCAAGAGCCUGGCAAUGCAGACCUCGUUGGGGACCGCAAUCGGAGAUGCGCCACAGACACCACUAGGUAUGACAACCAUUUGGGAAUUCUUAAGAAGCUCCUACACCUCCCUGGACAUGGCAGGACUCCAGAACAGCCUGCUCAAGUCACUUCCUAGCCCGGCCAGGAGCCGUCCCAAGCGGAGCGCAUGGGAGAGGCCCGAGGACCGGGAGUGCCGCCUGCGAAGCCUGCAGGUUCGCGUCAAGGACCUGGGCUUGGGCUACAGCUCCGAGGAGACCAUCCUCUUCAAGUUCUGCAGCGGCAGCUGCCCCAAGGCCCGCAGCAACCAUGACCUGACCCUCUCCGCUCUGCUGCAGAGGAGCGAGAUACCGGCCAUGGGGGACCCCUGCUGCCGCCCCACACACUAUGAGGAUGUGGCUUUCCUGGACGACAGGCACCAGUGGCAGGAGGUGGAGCAGCUUUCGGCCGCUGCCUGCAGCUGUGUGGGCUGACGGUGUGGUGUUGUUUUUUUGAGGGGGCGAGGGGAGGGAUAAAUUAAUGCAGACAUGGGGCAGCAGCAGAGCCCACAGUAGAACAGGCCACCUUUACAUUGCCCCACCAACGCAGUCCUUGGCUCAGAGAUGUGCUUUUAGCCACCAAUUAAUGUGUAACUAACAAGGACGCCCCAGCAUGGGGUGCCCAGGCCCCUAUGCUGCUCCCCAGU
Lacerta agilis (Sand lizard) is the source of this 1088-nucleotide messenger RNA. RefSeq names its product persephin (gene PSPN). The transcript is spliced from 2 exons. Gene Ontology annotation, molecular function: receptor tyrosine kinase binding; glial cell-derived neurotrophic factor receptor binding; growth factor activity. Bases 319 to 876 code for a protein of 185 amino acids. NCBI's taxonomy places the organism in Eukaryota, Metazoa, Chordata, Lepidosauria, Squamata, Lacertidae. The record is from RefSeq and is a predicted model, not a curated record.